AAACAUCCCGUGGGAAAAAAAAAAUAUUUGAAGGUCAACUAUGGUUAUGUUUCUUAAUCUCCACCAAAUCAAAAUCACUAAUUUAUUUCAAUAAUUGGCCCUAAAUUUAAAUAAUAAUCCACAAAAGACAUAAAUAAAAGAAGGAAGUGAUCCCUUUUCUUUCUCCUGGAGACAUGGAAAUUCUUUUAAAGGGUAAAAUGUGAUGUCUAUCAAAAGAAAAAUGAAGCAUAUAGUUUUAUAGGUCAAUAAGCUACAUUAAAUAACUUCUUGGGAUCCAACCACCAGCAAUUAUAAUGCUAAAUUAAUUAUAUUUUAAAACCACAUGCAACCAUCUUCCUUUGGUAGAUAAAUACUUGUUAACUAUAGUGUUUAUCUCUAAUCACUACACACUAAUCACUCUAAUCUCCUAAUUUAUAGUGUCACAAAUAUGAGUGAUGAUGAAAAUGCAGUGCGUUUUGGCAUUCUUGGCUGUGCUAACAUCUCCAUCAAGCUAUGCAAAGCCAUAAACAAAGCACCAAACUCCAAGCUCCAUGCCAUAGCCAGUCGUUCGGUUGAAAAGGCUGAAUCUUUCGCGACCGAGCACAACCUACCUAAGACGGUUAAGGUUUAUGGAAAUUACGAGAGUGUGCUGGAAGAUGAUGAAGUGGAUGCCGUUUAUAUCCCUCUUCCGACAGGUUUGCAUGUGACAUGGGCGGUGAAGGCGGCGGAGAGACGGAAGCAUGUACUGCUGGAGAAGCCGGCGGCGAUGAGCGUGGCGGAGCUUGACCGGAUUCUUGAGGCUUGUGAGGCUCAUGGCGUGCAGUUCAUGGAUGGCACCAUGUGGAUGCACCACCCUCGAACGGCUAAAAUGAAGGAGGCUUUAUCUGAUGCUCAACGCUUUGGUCAACUCAAAUGGAUACACAGUUGUCUGACGUACAACCCUGGUCCUGAAUUUCUGAAAAGUAGCAUUCGCGUGAAGGCAGAUUUAGAUGGUCUUGGUGCCUUAGGAGACUGUGGUUGGUAUUGCAUCAGAGCCAUCUUAUGGGCUGUGGACUAUGAGCUUCCAAAAUCAGUGCUUGCAUUCCCAGGAGCCAUUCUCAACGAAGAAGGUGUCAUAAUCUCUUGUGGCUCUUCCAUGCAUUGGGAAGAUGGAAGAUCUGCCACCUUUCACUGUUCCUUCUUAUCCCACAUAACCUUCGAUCUAACAGUUUUGGGAACAAAAGGGUGCCUUCGUCUGCAUGAUUUUCCCCUUCCCUUUGAAGAUAACUUAGGGUAUGCCACCUUUUUGGAGGCCUCAGAGUUAGAUUAUGCGAAGAUCGAACCAGGAAUGUGGUGCCCUAAGCCUAAUGAGCAUGUUGUGGAGACACAGUUUUCUCAAGAAGUUUGCAUGGUCAUGGAGUUUGCUGAUCUGGUUCAGAAGGUUAAGAGAUGUGAAAUGAAGCCUCAGAAGACUUGGCCAGUUUUUAGCAGAAAGACUCAACUUGUGUUGGAUGCAGUGAAAGACUCCAUUCACAAAGGCUACCAACCUGUUCAAAUUGUGAGUUAAAAGAUGAACCAUAUAUAGCAAUUUUUUCACAGCAUUUGUCUAAUUUAUCUCAGUAAAAAUGGAGUUAAAUAAUAUUAACCUUUUCAUAAAUCAUUGGCGUGCAAUUAAUAUUUCUUACCAACCGUCUUAAAAUAUAUAUGAAA
Molecule: messenger RNA, 1668 nt
Organism: Vigna radiata var. radiata (mung bean)
Lineage: Eukaryota; Viridiplantae; Streptophyta; Magnoliopsida; Fabales; Fabaceae
Exons: 2
Coding region: 428-1525 (365 amino acids)
Molecular function (GO): nucleotide binding
Source: RefSeq, a predicted model, not a curated record